This is a messenger RNA of Cuscuta epithymum, 11320 nucleotides long. The record is from the annotation of a GenBank genome assembly. NCBI's taxonomy places the organism in Eukaryota, Viridiplantae, Streptophyta, Magnoliopsida, Solanales, Convolvulaceae.
GUUGAUGUACUCCUAAUUUACCAUAUUUAUGAUCGUGUUUUGUCACACUUUUAAUACUUUAUUUCUCAUUUUUAAAUAAAAAAGAUUGAUCUUUAUCAUCUUGGACAUUUUAAGGUAUUGCACUUGUUUUGGUAUAUUUUUGAGUUUCAGGAUAAUUCGGGAUGUAUAUUAAUUUCUGAAAAGAAAAUAAAUAUUACUCCCGAGUGAAGACGGAAAAAUCAUCAAAGUGAAGCGAGUCCUUACUUUAUCUCCGAAAUAUUUAUACAGAGACCCGAAGUUCAUUUCAGAAUAAACCAGACUGUCUACAAUAAAAUGUACCGGUUAACUAUUUGACCAGUUAACUGAUCAAACAGCUAACCGGCCAAAACAACAAAUGCCCGAAAAGAGCCAAAGUCUGGCUGACAGGCUGAGUGGGUGAUUACAUGAUAUGUUACAUUAUCCACUCAUGAUGUAUGAAGCUCCACCGUAGAAAUAAACUCCAAAGAAGAAACACAAAGGAGGACAUUGUAUUGAAUUAUUGAUGGAGCCUGAAGAGACUGGCGAACUACUGCAAUUGUCUUCAUCACCUUUCACUCUGCAAUCAAAGAGAUCGAGAACAACAGCAAACGAAGAAAAAUAAUACACGAUGAACAGGAGAGUUACUAUUUGCAGAAAAAUAUCAAGAGCGGCGAUCAAAUCUGAUGAAGACUGAAGUAAUAAUACUGCAAUAUUUAUUUUUCAGCACCUUCAUCUCAGGAUUAUUGAUGCUCCAGCCCCUUCUCCUGCUGCUAUAUAAAGGGCUCAUUCAGGAGCUUCAAAAAAAAGACACACCAAUUAGGAGAGAAAUCUCCCUCUUCUUUCUUUAGCUUUGUUCAUAGUAGUAGCAAUAAAAUAAAAGUGAUUCUUUCAGGAACACUUUCUGUAAAAAUUCAGUUUGUAAUUUUCAUUCCAGAAUUUCAGUUCUAUAUAUUUCAACAAUAAAGUUCAUUUGGAGAUAUCAGUUCGAAGUUAAUCAGUUUCAGCUUAAUCUGAGGAUUUCAAUCUUUUCUGUUCCAGCUCUUCUAUGUUCUUGAAUAUUUAUGCCUUCAGGUUCUUAUUUAAACACUCACUUUAAUUUCUUUAAUCUGUUAAUUUAAUUAUGCCUAGCAUGAAUUUUACUCUUAAUUUGUUUACUAUAAUUAUGUGUAACUAAAUUAGUUUAGGCUUGGGCAAGAUGUAAAUUUUACUGUUAAUGUUCAUAUGAUAAUAAUUGGUUAAAACUUUUACUUGGUUAAUUUUAGGGGUGUUGGGUUGAAUGUUCUAAUCUGCUAAAUACAUUAUAUUGGGAAAUGAAUAUUAUCACGGGAGUGAAGUUUCAUUAAAAAUCCUUUUAGUUAACUCACCCACUAAAUUGCUACACGGAAGUGUUAAGGAAUUUAGGAUAAUUUGAUUUUGUACUUUUUACUGUCUUAAUAAAAUUACCGCGGGAGCGGAAUUAAUUUAAGAUAGUGUAAUCAACUAAGUCGUGGGAACGAUUAGAAGAUGACCAUUUGAAAAUCUUUCACACACCUAAAAGUAACCAAGUUAAUCAGUUAAAUCUUUAUUAUUAUGAACAUGAAAAUAAAAUUACUCUUAGCCCAAGCCUAAUUUUCACUAUAUCAUUAAUUGUUAAAUUAUCAAGUAUUGUGAUUUAUUUUAUUUCCUAGCAAUUUCACAUUUAUAAAAACAAGAUAAAAAAUCUGUUCACUUAGCUCCAUUGCAAAAUGUUAUCAAUUUUUGAUUAGCUAAAAAUCAAUCAUUAAUUCUAGUUCUCUUUUUGAGCCAUUCUCUAGCGGAACGAUACUCACUUACUCUAUACUAUAUCGUUACAAGCCAAUUAAAACAUCAUUUCCAUUCACAUUUUUACACCAUUUCACACUACACAUUUUGGCAUGUCACGAUUUUGGCGCCGUUGCCGGGGAAUGGCAUAGUUUUAUUGAUUGAUUAUUAGUUAAUAUUAGUGUUUGUUUUUAUUUAUUUGGAGACUAAGUGUUUUUAUUUCCUGUUAUCAUCACUUGUUUUUAGUUUCCAAUUGUAAAAAAAAAAAAAUAGUGUAUGCAUACUCGCUCUCAAGGGAGUGAAGGAUUGCAACCACUUAACCUUGAUUUUGAAAAAGAAUUAAGGAAAAGAAGAAAGGCCCAAAUCCUUGAACUUAAAAUUCCAAAUCAGAUCAUGGAGGACCUUCACAACAAUCCCAAUAAUCCAAAUAGCCAAAACCAAAUUUCAAAUCCAAAUCCAAAUCCUACGCCACCACAAAAUACCCCUAUAAAUACACCCAUUGAUACUCCUAGAGAUAGACAUAAUCCUUUCUUUGGAGAUCAAAGACCCCCUGGAUUUGAAAAUUUCCAACAAAUUCCUCCCCAAACACAACCCCAAUUUUAUCCACCACAUCCCUACCAAAAUCACCAAAACCAACCUCCACCAUAUCCAUAUACAUAUCCUUAUCCUUACCCACCUCCUCCAUUUAUACACCCAUAUCAACCUCACCCAUAUGGCCAAUACUACCAACACCCACAUAAUCAACAAGGUCAAGGGCAGUUCAUGAGACAACAACAACAGCAAGGAAGAAGACUUCUUGAUUAUGUUGCAGGUGAAAUUGAGGAACAAGAUAGCAUUCUAUAUCCAGGUGUGGAUGCAGCAAAUUUUGAGAUCAAACCAGCACUUAUCUCAUUGGUCUCAGCCAACAAAUUUGGCGGAUCAAAGAAUGAAGAUCCGACGAGCCAUGUGAAACAAUUCUUGAGAGUUCUCCAAACUCUGAAACUUAAUGGAGCCUCUGUUGAUGCCAUCAGACUCAGAUUGUUCCCAUUCUCACUGAGGGAUGAAGCAUUGAGUUGGUUGAACUCUAAACCAUCCGGUUAUUUCAACACAUGGGAGAAGUUGCAUAGAGAUUUCAUGAAGGAGUUCUAUCCUCCUUCUAAGGCAUCAAAAAUGAAGAAACUGAUCCAACAAUUCAGACAACAACCAUCAGAAUCUCUUUAUGAAUCAUGGAAGAGAUUUAAAGAUCUUCAAGUUCAAUAUCCACAUCAUAAUAUGAGCAUGGGUGAUCUCAUUGUCUCAUUUUAUGAGGGAUUACAAGAUAAUUCCAAAAUUGUUGUUGAUGCCUCUGCUAAUGGAGCUUUCAUGGAGCUUGAUCCCGAAACAGGCAAAGAGAUGCUUGAAAAAAUUUGCAACAACAGUGCAUCAUGGUAUUCUGAAAGAUCCACUCAAAAGCUAGGAGCAGGAAUUUAUGAGGUUGACCAAACAACAGCUUUAACAGCAAAGGUUGAUUCUCUCACAACCAUGGUUCAAAAGCUCACUGAGAAGCAAUCAUCAUCAACUUCUAGCGCAGCAACAAAUCCAUCAUCAUCUGUAGCUCAAGCUUUGUUCUGUGAACUCUGUGGGGGAGGGCAUUCUUUUAAAGAAUGUAAUUUUCUUGAACUUACACAAAAUGUUCCUUUUAGCCCCACAGUAGAACAAGCUGAUGCUAUAUAUGGUAGACCUCAAGUACCAUAUCAAGGAAACUAUAAUCCUCAAGGGAAGACACAUCCAGGAUUUUCAUGGAGUAAUUCAUCAGGUGCAGCAAAUCCAUCUUUUCCAUCCAAACCAACACCUCCUGGAUUUCAAAAUCAGCAAGGAUUCAGAGGAAACCAAAACAACCAACAAUUGAGGGGAAAUCAAGGGUACCAAAAUCCUCAAGGUUAUCCACCGCAACAACAAUUGCCACCACCACCACAACAACAACAAUUCGUUGGAGUUAAUGAUUUCCAACAGAUGAUGCAAGGAAUUACUAAUCAAUUCUCUCAACUCACAACUCAACUCAAUCAAAUUCAAGCUCACAACAAAAUGUUAGAGAGCCAAAUUGCUAGUUUUGCUUCACCAUCAACUAGCAAAGCUCAAGGAAAGUUGCCUGCCUACUCUGAACAUCCCAAGGAGAAUGUCAAUGCAGUCACUACAAGGAGUGGAAAACAACUUUCUGAUCCACCACUUAUAGUUGAGAAAGAAAAGAUUCCUGAAAAGGAGGCUUCACCAUCAAAGGAAAAUAAUGAAGAAGAUCUUACUUCUUCUGCAAAUGAAGGUUUAAAAAAGGUAGUGCAACCAUAUGCUCCACCUUUACCAUUUCCUCACAGAGCAAAGAAGAACACAAUUGAUGAGAGGAGGGAUAAAUUCCUUAAAUGGAUCGGUGAGUUGAACACAACAAUCCCGCUUCUUGAUGCUCUGAAACAUAUGCCUUCAUAUUCCAAAUUUCUGAAGGAAAUUUUGUCAAACAAAAAGAAGUUCGAGGAGAAAGCUACAAUAGCCAUGAGCGAGGGAUCCAGUGCUAUCAUUCAGAAGAAACUUCCAGAAAAAUUGAAGGAUCCAGGUAGCUUUACUAUACCAUGCAUAAUUGGAGGGUUCAUGGUCAACAAAGCUUUAUGCGACCUUGGGGCUAGUGUUAGCCUUAUCCCUUAUUCUAUGAGCAAGCGCCUUAGUCUUGGUAUUCCCAAGGCUACUUCAAUGACCAUUCAGCUUGCUGACCGAUCUGUUAAGCACCCUGUUGGUGUUCUUGAAGACAUUCCUGUACAGGUUGGGAAAUAUUUCAUCCCUUGUGACUUUGUCGUCCUAGACAUGGAUGAAGAUGAACGAGUACCUGUCAUAUUGGGAAGACCUUUCUUGGCCACUGCCGGUGCCAUCAUUGAUGUUAAAAAAGGUACGUUAAUAAUUGAAGUGGGGGAUGAAAGGGUUGAAUUCAAUAUUUUCCAAAUGGCGAGAAAUCCUGCAUGUGUGGAAGAUUGUUGGAGGGUUGAUAUAGUUGAUGAAUGUGUGAGAGACUUCAUGGGAUUCUUUCACAAUGAUCCUAUGGAAGUUUAUGAUGUGGAGGAAAUUAAAAAUAAUCAUGAGGGAGAAGAGUUAGUUGAGUGUGUAAAAAACAAAGAGAGUUGUAAAAAGAAUCAUGAGGGGGAGGAAGUGGAGAAACUGGUGAGAGAAGAAUUGAGGGAGGCUAACAACACAAAAGAACCACCCAAAGUUGAGUUGAAGCCUUUACCAUCAUACCUAAGAUAUGCUUAUCUUGGUGAAAACUCCACUUACCCAGUGAUUAUUAGCACUAAGUUGAACGGGGAGGAAGUAGACAAACUAUUGACCUUGCUGAGAAAACACAAACGGAUCAUUGGAUACUCCAUUGAUGAUCUAAUUGGCAUCAGUGCUAACUAUUGUAUGCACAGAAUAUAUCUUGAGGAAGGUUGCAAACCAGUGGUUGAACAUCAAAGGAGGCUCAACCCUAACAUGAAGGAUGUUGUGAAGAAAGAAGUUAUCAAACUUCUUGAUGCCGGAAUCAUUUACCCUAUCUCGGACAGCAGAUGGGUAAGUCCAAUCCAUGUUGUACCAAAGAAAGGAGGUUUCACAGUUGUUCCAAAUGAGCACAAUGAGCUCAUUCCUACUCGUUUGGUCACGGGAUGGAGAAUGUGCAUCGAUUACAGGAGGCUGAACAAAGUCACAAAUAAGGAUCAUUAUCCUUUACCUUUCAUUGAUCAGUUGCUUGAAAGGAUGGCAAACCAUAGCCAUUAUUGCUUUCUAGAUGGAUUCUCAGGAUAUUUUCAAAUCAUGAUCCAUCCAGAUGAUCAAGAAAAGACUACCUUCACGUGUGCCUAUGGUACAUUUGCUUUUCGAAGAAUGUCAUUUGGCCUAUGUAAUGCACCCGGAACUUUCCAACGAUGUAUGAUGGCCAUAUUCUCAGAUCUUAUUGAAGAAAUCAUGGAGGUAUUCAUGGAUGAUUUCUCUGUUUAUGGGACCUCAUUUGGUUCGUGCUUGGAUAAUCUUGAUAAAGCACUGACUCGUUGCCAAGAGGCAAAUCUUGUUCUAAACUGGGAGAAGUGCCAUUUCAUGGUAACAGAGGGAAUUGUUCUUGGUCAUAAGAUUUCAUCUAAAGGCAUUGAAGUGGAUCCAGCAAAGAUCGAGGUGAUCGAGAAGUUACCACCGCCAACAUCUAUUAAAGGCAUCCGAAGUUUUCUAGGGCACGCCGGAUUCUAUCGGCGAUUCAUCAAGGAUUUUGCUAAAAUUGCAAAACCACUCACAAGACUCCUGUCCAAAGAGGUUGAGUUUAUCUUUGACGAUGCUUGUCUUAAUUCCUUUUGCAAAAUUAAGAAAGCAUUAUGUUCUGCACCUGUCAUUCAACCACCAAAUUGGAGCAUGCCUUUCAUCCUAAUGUGCGAUGCCAGUGACUAUGCUGUAGGAGCCAUGUUGGGACAGAAACAAGGCCGGUGCAUACAUGCAAUUUAUUAUGCAAGCCAUACUCUCGAUGAUGCCCAACAAAACUAUGCCACAACAGAAAAAGAACUACUCGCUGUUGUCUUUGCAAUAGAGAAGUUCAGGUCAUAUCUUGUUGGAAGCAAAGUGAUAGUCUACACUGAUCACUCGGCUCUAAAGUACCUGUUUGCGAAGAAGGAGGCCAAGCCACGACUUAUUAGAUGGGUGUUGCUACUACAGGAGUUUGAUAUUGAGAUCCUUGACAAAAAAGGGUCUGAAAAUGUCAUUGCUGAUCACCUGUCCAGAAUUGAGCCACACACAGAAAAUGAAGCGACCAAAGUGUUACCCAUUGAUGAUUCAUUCACGGGAGAAUAUUUACUCUCAAUCAAGCACUUUUCUCCUUGGUAUGCUGAUUGGGUUAAUUACCUUGUCAGUGGUUAUAUUCCUUCUGAAUUCUCAUGGUCCCAAAAGAAAAAGUUCUUACAUGAUGCUCGCUCUUAUUUUUGGGAUGAACCACUAUUGUUCAAGAGAUGUGCUGAUGGGAUUGUUCGAAGAUGCAUCCCAGAAGAUGAAUUUGAGGCUAUCCUUUAUCAUUGUCAUUCAUCACCAUAUGGUGGUCAUUUCGGAUCCACAAGGACUUCAGCUAAAGUCCUACAGUCAGGUUUCUAUUGGCCUACAUUGUUCAAAGAUUCUCAAAUGUAUGUGAAAAGAUGUGAUCGAUGCCAACGCACAGGAUCUAUUGGCCGUCGAAAUGAAAUGCCGCAAUCCGGAAUACUUGAAGUUGAACUCUUCGAUGUAUGGGGAAUGGACUUUAUGGGACCAUUUCCCAGCUCAUGUGGCAAUUCUUACAUUCUUGUGGCUGUGGACUAUGUCUCGAAAUGGAUUGAAGCGAUUGCUAGUCCAACCAAUGAUUCCACGGUUGUGAUCCGAUUUGUAAAGAAAUUUAUUUUCUCAAGGUUUGGAGUUCCCAGGGCCUUCAUCACAGAUAAUGGUACACACUUUUGCAAUAAACAACUUGAGAAACUUUUGCUCAAGUAUGGUGUUAAUCACAAAGUGUCUACUCCGUACCAUGCACAAACUAGUGGCCAAGUUGAACUCUCAAAUAGGGAAAUUAAAUCAGUCCUUGAGAAAGUUGUAAAUCCCACAAGGAAAGAUUGGUCCCUCCGAUUAGAUGAUGCUUUAUGGGCCUAUCGUACUGCAUAUAAGACUCCCAUUGGGACAUCGCCGUUCAAAUUGGUGUAUGGGAAGUCUUGUCACUUACCAGUGGAGAUUGAACACAAAGCAUUUUGGGCUAUCCAAAGCCUAAACCUUGACUACACUUUGGCAGGGAAAAAGAGGCUAUUACAAUUGAAUGAACUUGAAGAAUUCAGACUUGAUGCCUUUGAGAAUGCCCGACUUUACAAGGAAAGAGCAAAGAAAUGGCAUGACGGAAGAAUCCUUAGGAGAGACUUUUCUCCUGGGGAUAGUGUGCUACUAUUCAACUCAAGGCUGAAACUCUUUCCAGGAAAGCUGAAAUCAAAAUGGUCUGGACCUUUCAAAGUUAUCAAAGCCUUUCCAUCUGGGGCAAUCAUUCUGGAGGCCAAUGAUGGGAGACAAUUCACUGUCAAUGGCCAAAGAGUUAAGCAAUACCAUGAAGGAGAUGACACAAAGGAGAAACUCACUGUUCAUCUGGAUGAUCCUCCUUACGAGUAAACCACCCAGGUAAUGUCGGGCACACGACGUUAAAAAUAGCGCUUCUUGGGAGGCAACCCAAGCUUAUUUACUUGCAUUUGAAUGUGUGUUUUGCUUGUGUGUUUGCAUUGAAUAAUUUUAUUUUCCCACCCAUUUACUCAUCCACCUUGUAUAUAUUUGUCACAUCGAGGACGAUGUUUCAUCCUAAGUGUGGGGGAAGAAUAUGCAUGUUUGUUUGUUUGUGAAUUGCCUUAUCAUCAGUAUAACGUUCAAAUCAUGCAUUCUAUUCUUUCACAUGAUAUGUGGAUUGUUGGCUGGACUUGUCUCUUAAUAUUUGGAUUGAGAAUCAUAAUUUUUGAGCGUUGAGUAAAAUUUUGGUCAAAUUUUAAACUUUGUACAAACACAAAACAUCUCAUGCAUGUAAAUGGUUAUCUAGUGAAACUGUUGUUCAAUAUGUUUAAGAUUGUGUAAAACAAGAGUGCUAUGUGCUUUUAUUUUCCUUGACAUGAUUUUCUGACUUGGCACAUUAGGAAAUGAUAUAGGCCAUUUUUCAUAAACCCAUAUACCUAGCCUUACCCAUGUGAUAAAUAUCCCUUGUUCAACCCCUUUGAGCCAUUUUUUUUAUAAGCGUUAUACGCUUAACCCUGCUUUUCUUAUUUUCUUUCAUAAAAACCUGUUAUAUGUGACCCUUAGCCUAAAAGCCAAACACUUUCCAACCACCCUAGAAUGAAUUUGCAUUAAUUUUAAUGAGUUUAGAGAGUGUCAUUCACAUUUAGGGAGCUUUAAUAAUUACACUUUUGUGAUUACUUAGUUGUUAAUAUUCAUUUAUAGGGGUAGUUGUUCUUGUUGUAUCAUCAUUGUACAUAUUGUUCUUGUAAAUUCUUAUGAUUAGAAGCAUUAAAAAGCCUUGAAAAAAAAAAAACAAAAAAAAAAAAACAAAAACAAAAAAAAAGUCAAAAAAAAAAAAACAGAAAAAAAGGAAAAUGAAAAAAAAAAGAAUAAAAAAAAAAAAAAUCUAAACAAGGCUAAUUAUCCAUGUAUAUGCUUCUCUCUUUUGUAUAUUUUUCUUGUACAUUAAUUUACUCUUUUACUAGUUACUACCCCUAACUGUUAAAAAAAUAACAAGUGUUGUAUAGAUUAUUGCCAAAAGCUCCUACUCACUACUUAGUACCUCUCUAAAUUUGUUAAAUUUAUGUCAAGUUCAUUUCUUUUGUUUCCUCAUUAAUUCCCUUUGUUCGUAAGCCUAUCCCACAGACCCCAUUAUAACCCUAUGUGAAAGUCCUAACUGAUCCUAAUUGUGUUUUGUCUGAACUAAGUUGAUAGGAAAAUCUUAUUUUGCAUAAUUUUGCAUGAUUGAAAAAAAUGAAGCUAGAUUCCAUCUUCACACCACACACUUUGUGUUUGUUAGAGUUGAGAUUUGACCAAAACGUUUCAAAUGAUAUGCAAAAUAUUUUUAUGAUUCUCACUUCUCUUAUUUUGUGACAAGUCAAGGGAAUUUGAUUGACCAGGUGGAAUGAAAGUAAAGUGUGCAUGAUUUGAGGAUUACACAUAUGAUUGGGCAAUUCAUUUUUGCAUGCUCGUUUGCUUGUGUGAAAUGUAAAUAUUUUUGCUUGAGGACAAGCAAAAUCUUAAGUAUGGGGGAGUUGAUGUACUCCUAAUUUACCAUAUUUAUGAUCGUGUUUUGUCACACUUUUAAUACUUUAUUUCUCAUUUUUAAAUAAAAAAGAUUGAUCUUUAUCAUCUUGGACAUUUUAAGGUAUUGCACUUGUUUUGGUAUAUUUUUGAGUUUCAGGAUAAUUCGGGAUGUAUAUUAAUUUCUGAAAAGAAAAUAAAUAUUACUCCCGAGUGAAGACGGAAAAAUCAUCAAAGUGAAGCGAGUCCUUACUUUAUCUCCGAAAUAUUUAUACAGAGACCCGAAGUUCAUUUCAGAAUAAACCAGACUGUCUACAAUAAAAUGUACCGGUUAACUAUUUGACCAGUUAACUGAUCAAACAGCUAACCGGCCAAAACAACAAAUGCCCGAAAAGAGCCAAAGUCUGGCUGACAGGCUGAGUGGGUGAUUACAUGAUAUGUUACAUUAUCCACUCAUGAUGUAUGAAGCUCCACCGUAGAAAUAAACUCCAAAGAAGAAACACAAAGGAGGACAUUGUAUUGAAUUAUUGAUGGAGCCUGAAGAGACUGGCGAACUACUGCAAUUGUCUUCAUCACCUUUCACUCUGCAAUCAAAGAGAUCGAGAACAACAGCAAACGAAGAAAAAUAAUACACGAUGAACAGGAGAGUUACUAUUUGCAGAAAAAUAUCAAGAGCGGCGAUCAAAUCUGAUGAAGACUGAAGUAAUAAUACUGCAAUAUUUAUUUUUCAGCACCUUCAUCUCAGGAUUAUUGAUGCUCCAGCCCCUUCUCCUGCUGCUAUAUAAAGGGCUCAUUCAGGAGCUUCAAAAAAAAGACACACCAAUUAGGAGAGAAAUCUCCCUCUUCUUUCUUUAGCUUUGUUCAUAGUAGUAGCAAUAAAAUAAAAGUGAUUCUUUCAGGAACACUUUCUGUAAAAAUUCAGUUUGUAAUUUUCAUUCCAGAAUUUCAGUUCUAUAUAUUUCAACAAUAAAGUUCAUUUGGAGAUAUCAGUUCGAAGUUAAUCAGUUUCAGCUUAAUCUGAGGAUUUCAAUCUUUUCUGUUCCAGCUCUUCUAUGUUCUUGAAUAUUUAUGCCUUCAGAUUUACGGAUUUUCUAAAAAAGGUAUGGUAUAUCACCACUUCAUUCCCAAUCCAUUUCUGAAAAAUACUCACCCCCAUUAAUUGAUGUUUCAUCUUCAAAAAGUUGCAUGCCGCUGCUUCAACUCUCUCAAACUAUAAAUAAGAUGGUCGAGAGAAAAAAAAUCAAAGUGUCCUGCAUCAAAAGUCAUAAAAAUAAGGAAGCAAAUUAAAAGGCUGAAAAAUAUGAUCAUGGAUCAACACAAAAUAUGGGUUGUCAUCGCGACAUUGUUAUUCGCGAUCUCCGCUGCGGAUUUAUCAUCCGCAACGAAAUUCCCGAUCAUUGAUUUUGUCAACAAAUGUGACCAAAAUGUGAGUUUUGAAUGUGGGGCAGUUGAUCGAACUAUGCUAAAGCCAGGCCAAAGAGUUUCACUCGAAGCCAGUUUCAAAAGCUACCCCAAUGCCUAUCAUUGCAAGGGUGAUGACAGUUUCGUAAGCUUCCUUAUUUUCAGAGCAUAUAAUGUGACAAGAGACAAAGAGCAUCAACACAUCCAUUGGAAGUUCAACAGCGUUGGAGCUUAUCUUAGUUAUGAUAAUAUUCACUGGACUUUGGGAUCGGAGUGGGAAUCUGACUAAUUAAAUGGUUUAAUUUAUCAUCACUUUUUAAUUUCUUAUGUUAUAGAUUAUUGUUUGUCGAUGUAAUCCUAUUUCUUUAUAGACUUUAAUCAAUAACAUUAUAUUUAAAUUUGAUUCUUCUUCCUUUUC